GCCUGUUAGGAAAAUCGUAAUCAAAACAACACAUGAAGAAUGUUGUGCUAGCUUGUCUCAUAGUCGUGCGAAUUUGGCGCCGCAAACACAACGUAGGUAGUUACAUUGUUGAUGUUUUGAUACUUUACUGACUGGAUUUGGCAUUAACUUGAAAUUAAAACAGAGUCCAAAGUACAGCACGAGCAAAGAAGAGACUUUCUGGUGUUGCUCAGUCGGAUAUAGACAGAUUUGUUUUGACACUUGCGUCAAGCCAAUGUUCGUGCUCAGGUGCAGUUUGAGAAGAACUAGGGUGAAACAUUUACUGGACUGUCAUUCGUCUUGGGGCUCGAGCUGCAUUUGGGUGCAUCAAAGGAUGUCAUCAUCAUCGCCUCAUCCAGUGGCAGCGGUGUGCCAGGUGACCGCAACCCCUGACAAGGAGGCCAACUUCACUGCCUGCAGGCGAUUGGUGCAGGCGGCAAAAGAGGGUGGAGCCAGCAUGGUUUUCCUACCUGAGGGGUUUGACUACAUCGGCUCUAGUCGAGAGGAGACCCUGAAUCUGUCUGAGAGGCUAACAGGAGACAUUAUCUCACGCUACACACUGCUUGCCAAGAAGCUGAGCGUGUGGCUCUCUCUUGGAGGGUUUCAUGAGAGAGGGCAUGACUGGGAGACGGACAGGCGAAUCUACAACAGUCACAUCAUCAUAAAUGAAAAGGGUGAUAUAGUGUCCGUAUACAGGAAGUCCCACUUGUUUGAUGUGGAGCUGCCAGGAAGAGGCGUGUCCUUAAAAGAGAGUGCCUUCACCAUACCUGGAUCCAGCCUCAUUCCUCCAGUUCAAACUCCCAUUGGCAAGGUGGGACUGGGUAUCUGUUAUGACCUGAGGUUCCCUGAGCUGUCAUUGGCCCUGCUGCGACAGGGGGCGGAGAUUCUGACCUACCCGUCAGCGUUCACUGUGGCCACAGGAGCUGCCCAUUGGGAGGUGUUGCUUCGCGCCAGGGCCAUUGAGACCCAGUGCUUUGUCCUUGCUGCAGCCCAAGUGGGCAGUCACCAUGAGAAGCGUUCGUCGUACGGCCACGCCCUGGCUGUGGACCCCUGGGGGGUGGUGAUGGGGGACUGUGGAGGAGAGAACACAGGCAUGGCUCUGCUGGAGAUUGACUUGGAGAAGCUCAGGGACACACAGAGAAACAUGCCUGUGCAGCAACAUCGCAGAGACACUAGCUUCUACUACAGUUUGGGUGGAAAGGAAUGACAAUCAAAUGUGUGUCCUAAUUCUCCACACUUUUUCUUGAAGUGUGCACUUGUGCACUCCCCCACAUAGAUUUAACAGCAUAGGAUUGGCGUAAGCAUGUGGCCAUUACACCAAUCCUAUAAUUUUUAAUCCAUGUGGGUACAAUCAAAUUUCAGGGAAAAGGGUGGAGAAUUGAGACAUAAGCACGUUCCUAUCAGAAAAAAAAAACACUGGAAGAGCAGAUUUACCAUGUUAAUGAUGUCAAAGUUGGUAUACAACCAGUAGAUGGUGAUAUUGGUAUGAGGAUUUUACACUCUUUUUUUUUAUACCACAAAUGAGUUAUGAUGCUGUAAUCAAGAAGUUCACCAGCUUUUAAAGAUGUGAUUGACUUUCUGGCUUUUUGACCUUUCAAACAAGAGAAACUAGAUUUUCUAGCCACAAUCCAAUGUUAGCCAUGACCAGAAGAUAUUCCUCUCUUACCAAAUGCAUGGGGGUUUCCAAUGAAGCACUGUAUGUGUGUGUUAUGAUGGAUGAAAUGAGGACAUGGAUGAAAGAAUCAGUUUAAUAAUACAUUCAUUAUAUAGGUCAAAUCCUUUGUUUGCUAGAAAUGUGUCAUAUGAUCUUGUUUGCCUUCAAAUCUAAAACAUUGCACUCUGACUAUUCCCAAUUCAAUGUCAUAGUUUUGGCUUUUAAUGUAUAUUGUUUUAUUGUACUUGAUGAAACAUUUUAAUAAUAAUGUCAAAUCCA
Messenger RNA from Oncorhynchus mykiss (rainbow trout), 1951 nucleotides. It is a transcript of the gene nit1, whose product is annotated as nitrilase 1. NCBI's taxonomy places the organism in Eukaryota, Metazoa, Chordata, Actinopteri, Salmoniformes, Salmonidae. The record is from RefSeq and is a predicted model, not a curated record. Gene Ontology annotation, molecular function: hydrolase activity, acting on carbon-nitrogen (but not peptide) bonds, in linear amides.